This is a messenger RNA of Saprolegnia diclina VS20, 11919 nucleotides long. RefSeq lists its product as hypothetical. Lineage: Eukaryota; Oomycota; Saprolegniomycetes; Saprolegniales; Saprolegniaceae. The record is from RefSeq and is a predicted model, not a curated record. Gene Ontology annotation, molecular function: dynein light intermediate chain binding; minus-end-directed microtubule motor activity; dynein intermediate chain binding. Gene Ontology annotation, cellular component: dynein complex. Gene Ontology annotation, biological process: microtubule-based movement. The coding region runs from base 13 to 11919 and encodes 3968 amino acids. The transcript has 31 exons.
GUUGCAUCGUGCAUGGAGGAGAGACGGGACAGCCGCAGCGGCGCGCGACGCAAGCCACCGGAGGCCAAGUCGUCGAUGAGUCCCAUGGAGAUGGACCUUCUUCUCAAGAAGCGCCUGUACGAGCCGGCGGGCAGCGCCAAGCCGAUUGAGGUCCGCUCGGCGCUCGUGCCCAAGGUGCGCAAGGCCAAAAAGGCGUCGGCGACGUCGGCGCCGCUCCCAAAGCUGCUGCGCCCGCGCCUGGACCCGCUGCCUGACGCGCCCACGCCCGUGGUAGUGCAGCCUCCGCCUGUCGCGACGCCGUCGCCCGCAGCGAACCCGCGCUCGUCCUUUACCGCGUCUCUGCACCUCGACGCGCGGUACCUCGAUGAGUUUGAAGCGGGCAACUUUCUCUACCUCCAGCGCAAGCCCGAGAGCGACGAGGUUGUGUACGAUCUGCAGGUCGUCGAGCACUACGAGACGAACCCGGCAAGCUACUACACGAUGAGCAAGGCCGGGAUCACGCACUUCACGCCCGACUCGUCCGACUUUUGCCCGCUCGACAAGUGGGAGCUCGAGUACGCGCGGUUUGUGCGCAUGCGCCAGAUCCCGUUCUUCCAGAAGUACCGCGUCUGGAAAAACUACAACGUCUGGAAGCAGAACAUCCGCGGCUCCAAGAUGCGCGACGCCAAGUACGCGCUCGAGAAGCGGCUCUUUCUUCUCAACCCGCAGCUCCAGCCCACGCUCCUCGCCUUGCGCAAGCUCACGCUUCAAGUGACGCAAACGCUCUUGCUGCGCCUCGUGCCAAAGAAGAUCUACACGCUCGCAGCGCUCGAGGCCGACCAGCGCGACGCCGUCACCGAGCUCUCGACGAGCCUCCGCCUCUUCAGCACCAACGUGCUCAACCUCUGCGUCGCGGCGUGCGACGCGGUUGUCGACCUCUUCCUCGAGCGUAACAAGAUCGUCGCCGAGCACAAGAUGACCUUUAUGGAGCGCGCCGCCCUGCGGAAGGAGUGCCGGAGCCUCACAAACUUUGUGCGACUGGCCGACCUGCUCGUGAUCGACGCGAUGCUGCAGCUCAGCAUCCACUCUUUCACGCACUUUUUGGCGCAGUGCCGGCAGGCGGCGACGCCGCUCUUUAGCGUCACGGUCGCGAUCGCCGAGACAUCGAUCGUCGUGACGCCGAGCGCCGAAGCGUGGACGCUCAGCCUCGAGAACAUUCUGAAGCAGUGCUUGACUGUGCUUGAUGUCCCCGACCGACUGCUGGGCCACCCAAUGCUGCUUGCAUACACGAACGCCACCGCCGAAGACGAGGGCAAGGCCGCGUGGAGCAUCGCCGAGUUGAACCUCGCGAGCCUCCUCAACGACGACGCGGGCUUCUCGGGCGUGAGCGCCGACAUCUUUGCGACCUUGGACGAGGCGUUCGAAGCCAUCGAGAUCUACCUCGAGGUCUUUGGCCCGUACUUUGCUACGUACACGGAGAACAUUGCUGCCCAAAUGCACCCCGAGCACUUCCACGACGCGUCGAUCGAGAUGUUUGGUGACGCCAUCACGCUCUUCCAGCAGCAGCAAGCCGAGUUUACGCGGAUUCCAGCGUCCGGCACCGUCGGCGUGUUUCGCGUCGAGUCGGACGAGUUCAAGCAGCUGCUCUUGCCGACACCGGGCAAGAGUAUCAUUGCGAUCCGCACGCUUCUGCCCAAGCUCAUGAAGAAACAGAGCGUCGCGAUCCUCGACGAGCUCGGCCUGCUCUCGCCGCUGGCCUUUGGCGCGCCGUCCAAGCCCGACGCUUUUGUUGAAAAGGUCGUCCACAUGCAGCACGUGACGACCGUCCUGCCGGCCAUCAAGCUGCAGUACCGGCGCGUGUACGACAUGGCGAUCCUCAUGGACAACUACGAAUGGCGCGUGCCCGAUGACAUCAAGGAAGACAUUAUUCUAAUGAAAGAGGGUGUCUUGUCGCUCGAAGGAACUCUGGCCAAGUUUGACGCCGAGCUCGAAGGCGAGACGGCGCGCUUCACUCAGCUCAUCAACGACAUGCUGCCGCCGCUCACGCGCAGCGUCGAAGCGAUUUCCAACAAACUGGCGAAUCCCAAGCUCGCGACGAUGCAGACGUCGAUUGUGGACGCGCUGGCGUUCCUCCAGGAGCAAGAGGUCGUCGUCAACCAGUUGGCGGCGGAAGCGGCGCGCAUCAAGGAGUACCAGAUCCAGCUCAAGCAGAUCCCGUCCGAGUUUCAAGAUAUCCAGGACGUAGUCGACGACGUGACGCUCAAGACACGGCUGUGGACGGCGCUGGGCGAGUGGGAGAAGGCGACCGUGACGUACAACGAAACGACGUUUGGCAACAUUGACGUCGACGCGAUGAGCAGCCAGGUGCAGGGCUACCUCAAGCUCGCGUCCCAAGCCAUUCGCGCGCUCCCGGCCAACGAAGUCGCCGUGUCCCUCCAAGUCCAAGUCGAGCAGUUCAAGCUCGUGCUGCCCGUGGUCGUGGACCUCCGCGGCUCGUUUCUCCAAGAUCGUCACUGGACGCAAAUCCACGACAUUCUCGGCUUCACCGUCAAGGGCGAUGCGUCCUUGACGCUCGGGACGCUCAUGGCGCGGCAAGCCAUGUCCCACGGCGAAGAGAUCAGCGUCGUCUCUGUCUCGGCGCAGCAGGAAGCAGUGCUCGAGACCAUGCUUCAGAAGGUCAUUCAAGUGUGGCAGACGCUCGAGCUCGAAGUCAAGCCGUACAAGGAAUCCAAAGACGUCUUUGUACUCGGCGCCGUGGACGAGGUGCUCGCGGCGCUCGACGACUCGAUCGUGACGAUCAACACGAUCCUGGGCUCGCGCUUCAUCGGCGCGAUCCGAGACGAGGUCGAGACGUGGCGCCGGAGGCUCGUGGGCCUCCAAGAGACGCUCGACGAGUGGCUCCUCGUGCAGAAGAACUGGAUGUACAUUGAAACCAUCUUCUCGGCGCCCGACAUCCAGCGCCAGCUCCCGGACGCGUCCAAGGUGUUUGCGCACGUCGACGCGAGCUGGAAGGCCAUCAUGAAGCGCACGGCGGACUCGCCGAUCGCCAUCACGGCCGGGUCGUUUCCCGGCAUCAAAGAGACGCUCACGCAGCACAACAUGCACCUCGACAAAAUCCAAAAGUCGCUCGAAGACUACCUCGAGACGAAGCGCAUGGCGUUCCCGCGCUUCUAUUUUCUCUCCAACGACGAAUUGCUCGAGAUUCUGGCGCAGAGCAAGAACCCACACGCGGUCCAGCCCCAUUUGCGCAAGUGCUUUGAGAACCUCGUCAAGCUCGAGUUUGGCGACGGGUCGGUCGACAUGGUCGCGAUGCUCUCGUCCGAGAACGAGCGCGUGCCGCUCGGAAAGAACCUCAAGGCCCGCGGCAACGUUGAGGACUGGCUCAAGGCCCUGGAAGUCAGCAUGAAAGCUUCGAUUUACAAGCUCAUGAAGUACGGUCUCGCCGACUACGACACACGGCUGCGCAAGGAGUGGGUCGUCGACCACCCUGGGCAAGUCGUCGCGACCGUAGCCCAAAUGACGUGGGCGCGCGAGACCGAGGCCGUCUUGCGCACGUCUGGCAGCAUGCAGAAUUGGCUUGCGACUGUCGUCGGCGAUCUCAACGACCUUAUCAUCAAGAUCCGCGGCAAGCUCUCGUCGCUCGAGCGCAAGGUGAUUGUGGCGCUCGUCACCACGGACGUCCACGCCCGCGAUAUUGUGGAAUGUCUCAUGCUCGAAGGCGUCGUGGACGUUGGUAACUUCAUCUGGCAGCAGCAGUUGCGCUACUACUGGGACCCGGACGCCGACGACGUGCUCAUCAAGCACUCGGACUCGAUCAUCCAGUACGGGUACGAGUACAUGGGCGCGACGUCUCGCCUCGUCAUCACACCGCUCACCGAUCGCUGCUGGAUGACGCUCACGGGGGCGUAUGGCCUCAAGCUGGGGGCCGCCCCCGCCGGUCCCGCCGGCACGGGCAAGACCGAGAGCUCCAAGGACCUCGCCAAAGCCAUGGCCAUCCAGUGCGUCGUCUUCAACUGCUCGGACCAGAUCGACUACAAGAUGAUGGGCAAGCUCUUCCGAGGCCUUGCGCAAGCCGGCAACUGGACGUGUCUCGACGAGUUCAACCGCAUCGACAUCGAAGUGCUCUCGGUCGUCGCGCAGCAGCUACUGACGCUGCGCGAGGGCCGGCUCCAGGAAAAGGAGCACAUCAACUUCAUGGGUGUCGAGAUCCUUCUCAAAGAUCACCACGUCAUCGUGACCAUGAACCCCGGGUACGCCGGCCGCACCGAGCUGCCCGACAACCUCAAGGUCUGCUUCCGGCCCGUCUCGAUGAUGGUGCCCGACUACGCGCUCAUCGCUGAAAUCAUGCUCUUCGCCGAGGGCUUUGGCGACGCCAAGACGCUGAGUCGCAAGAUGUGCAAGCUCUACAUCCUCUGCAGCGAGCAGCUCUCGCAGCAGCCGCACUACGACUACGGGCUCCGCGCGGUCAAGUCGGUGCUCGUCAUGGCGGGUAGUCUCAAGCGCGCCAACCCGACGCUGACCGAAGACGUGACGCUCAUCCGCGCGCUGCGCGACUCGAACGUGCCCAAGUUUCUGAGCGACGACCUCCCGCUCUUCCAGGCCAUCGUGUACGACCUCUUUCCCGGCAUCGACAUUCCGUCCAACGACUAUGGCGAGCUCCUCGUGUGCCUCGAAGCCGAGGUCGCCAAGGCCCAGCUGCAAAAGGUCCCCAACUUUGUCACCAAGAUCAUCCAGAUGUUCGACACGUUCAACGUCCGCUUUGGGGGCACGCUCGUGGGCCCGACAGGCGCGGGCAAAACCACAUGCUAUCGCAUGCUGCAAAACAUCAUGACGAAGCUGCGGCAGCAAGGGUCGACCAACCCGCUCUUUCAAGCUGUGCACGCGCGCGUGCUCAAUCCCAAGUGCAUCACGAUGGGCGAGCUCUACGGCGAGUUCAACGACCUCACGCAGGAGUGGCACGACGGCCUCGCGUCCAUGAUCAUGCGCGAAGCUGUCAACGAAGACAACGGCGACUACAAGUGGACCGUGUUUGACGGACCUAUUGACGCGCUCUGGAUCGAAAACAUGAACACGGUCUUGGACGACAACAUGACUCUCUGUCUCGCCAACGGCGAGCGCAUCAAGCUCAAGACCGAGAUGCGCAUGCUCUUCGAGGUCAUGGACCUCUGCGCUGCGUCCCCUGCGACUGUGAGCCGCAUCGGCGUCGUGUACAUGACAUCGACCGACGUGGGGUGGCUCCCGUAUGUGCAGACGUGGCUUCAAACCCGUCCAUCGACAUUUCCGCCAGCGUGGCUGCAUCGGCUCCAUACCAACAUUUCCGCGGUCGUUGAGAAGGUGCUGCAGUUUGUCCGCCUCAACUGCGCCGAGCCCGUCCCGACCGUCGACAUUCAGCUCGUGACGCACUGCUGUCGCCUCCUCGACGCCUUCUUCCCGCAGCUCAUCGCGCUCAAGCUGCAAGACGAGCCCGAGCAGCUCGAGCUCGUCAACAAGCUCUUUUGCUUCUCGCUCAUUUGGUCGCUCGGCGCGUCCAUGAGCCAAGACACGCUCGAGCCGUUCGACGCGUUUUUCCGAAGCCUCCUCGAGUCGGCGGGCAUUGCGGCGCACAUCCCGAGCCACGGCCUCGUCUUCGACUACUACGUCGAUUUGGCCAACAAGCGGUUCUCGCCCUGGAGCGAAAUCGUGCCCGAGUUCAAGUACAAUGCUAGUAUGCCAUACUUUGACAUGAUUGUCGCGACCGCCGACACCAUUCGCUACACGUUUCUUCUCCGCGUGCUCACGAUGAACAACACGCCUGCGUAUAUGACGGGCGUCACGGGCACGGGCAAGACCGUCAUUGUCAUGGACCUCCUCCGAGAACUCACGACCGCCAUCGAAGACGAGCCUGCGAAAUUUGCGAGCACGAUGAUGAGCUUCUCGGCGCAGACGUCGAGCCUCGUGACGCAGUCGACGAUUGAAGCCAAGCUCGAGAAGAAGCGAAAGAACCUCCUCGGACCCUUUGGCAACAAGCGCAUGGUCAUCUUUGUGGACGAUGUCAACCUCCCGGCCGUCGAGGUCUACGGCGCGCAGGCGCCAAUCGAGCUCCUCCGCCAAUUCCUCGAUUUUCGCGGCUUCUACGACCGCGACAAGCUCUUCUGGAAGGACAUCGCCGACACGCUCUUCAUGUGCGCGGCGGCCCCCGCGGGUGGCGGGCGGUCCCACUGCACGCCGCGCUUUGUGCGCCACUUCCACGUGCUCUGCAUGCAUCCGGCGCGCGAGUCGUCGCUCAAGCAGAUCUUCUCGUCGAUCCUCGGCGGCUUCUUGGAGCGCUUUUCGGCGCCCGUGAAAAGCAUGCGCAACGGCAUCAUUACGUGCAUCAUCGAGGUGUACAACCGCGUCUGCAGCGAGCUUCUCCCGACGCCGAGCAAGUUUCACUACACGUUCAACCUCCGCGACGUCUCCAAAGUGUUUCAAGGACUGCUCAUGAUCACGCCGUCGAAAUGCCAGGACGCCGAUACGAUGAACAAGCUCUGGGUGCACGAGGCCGCGCGGGUGUUUGGUGACCGGCUCAACACAGUUCCGGACACGGAGUGGUUCGAAGACCUCGUCACGUCGCUGCUCUCGACCAACUUUCACGUCACGUGGUCCAAGAACGACCUCUUCCACAGUCCGUGCCCGCUCAUCUUUGGCGACAUCUUCAAGCCGGGCACACCCAACCCGCUCUACGAAAUGUGCGACGACCACGGGCGCGUCGUGCGGCUCCUCGAGUCGGCCAACGAGGACUACAACAUGCGCCACUCCAACAAGAUGAACCUCGUCUUCUUCCGCGACGCGAUCGCCCACCUCCUCCGCCUCACGCGCAUCUUGCGUCAGCCGCGCGGCAACGCGAUGCUCAUCGGCGUCGGCGGCUCGGGCAAGCAGAGCCUCGCGCGACUGGCGGCGUUUGUCCAGGAAGCGUCGUGCCACCAGAUUGAGAUCACGCGGGGGUAUAGCAACACGGAGUUUCACGAAGACAUCAAGACGUUCAUGCUCAAGGCAGGCGUCCAAGGGGUCCCGACCGUCUUUCUCUUUACCGACUCGCAGAUCGUCGACGAGUCGUUCUUGGAAGACAUCAACAACAUUCUCAACAGCGGCGAAGUGCCCAACCUCUUUGCGCCGGACGAGAUGGAUCGCAUCGUCGGCGACAUGCGACCCGUUGUGAAGGCCCUCGGGCUUCCCGAGACGCGAGACCAGUGCUUGACGACGUUCGUGUACCGGGUGCGCAACUUCCUGCACAUUGUGCUCUGCAUGUCGCCCGUCGGGUCGGCGCUCCGCGUGCGCUGCCGCGCGUUCCCGUCGCUCAUCAACUGCUGCACGAUCGACUGGUACAUGAACUGGCCAAAAGAAGCGCUGCAGUCGGUCGCGUCUCGGUUCCUCUCGCAGAUUCCGCUGCCGUCCGAGGACCUACGAACUGCGCUUAUCGACAUGUGCUCCAUCGUCCACACGACCUCCAACGACGUAGCGACGGCGUUCCAGCGCCAAUUGCAGCGCCACGUGUACACGACGCCGAAGUCGUACCUCGAUCUCAUCCAGCUCUACCUCAAAAUGCUCAAAGAAAAGACCGAGCAGCUCCAGAGCGUCAAGACGCGCAUGGAGAUCGGCGUCAAGAAGCUCGAGGAGACCAACAGCAUUGUCGACGCGCUCAAAGGCGACUUGAUCAAACUGCAGCCGGUGCUGACCAAGAAAGCUGCCGAGGCCGAAGUGCUGCUCAAGCAAGUGUCGAUCGACCAAAAGGCGGCAGCGGAGGUUCGCGCGCGUGUCUCCAAAGACGAAGCGGUCGUCGGCAAGCAAGCGGAAGAGGUGUCGAUCCUGCAGGCCGACGCGCAGAAGGACCUCGACGUGGCCAUGCCGGCGCUCAAGAACGCCGAGACGGCGCUCAACUCGCUCUCGAAAGGCGACAUUACCGAAGUCAAGUCGUUUACAAAACCGCCCGAGGCCGUCGAGACUGUCAUGCAGUGCGUCUGCCUUCUGCUCGGCGAGAAGCAGACGUGGGACGUGGCCAAGAAGGUGCUCGGCGACUCGAUGUUCCUCGACCGGUUGAUCAACUACGACAAGGACAACAUUCCGGAAGCGCUGUUGAAAAAGCUCUCGAAAUGCGUGGCCAAUCCCGGCAUGAGCGUCGAAGUUGUCUCCAAAGUGUCGAAAGCCGCCACGUCGCUCUGCAUGUGGGCGCACGCGAUGGACGUCUACUCCAAAGUCGCCAAGGAGGUCGGGCCAAAGCAAGCCAACCUCGAUGCGAUGAACGCCAAGCUCGAAGCCGCCAACGCCGUGCUCAAGACCAAGCAAGACGAGCUCCGCAAGGUCAACGAGAACGUCAUGAUGCUCGAGAAGCAGUGCAAAGACACGCUCGACGAGAAAGAUGCGCUCGCCCGCGAAGCCGGCACGACCGAGAAGCGCCUCGUGCGCGCCGAGAAGCUCAUUUCGGGCCUCAGCGUCGAAGGCAAGCGCUGGAAGGAGACGGUCGCAAGCCUCGUCGAAGGCGUCCUCGCCGUCAUUGGCGACACGUUCCUCGCCGCUGCGAGUAUUAGUUACUAUGGCGCGUUCACCGGGAGCUAUCGGCAGCAGAUGGUCGACGCGUGGUUGGCCGAGUGCGACGCGCGGGAAAUUCCAAGCUCCAAGUCGAAAUAUUCGCUCGCGGCGACGCUCGGGUCGCCCGUCGAAGUGCGCGAGUGGCAGCUCAAUGGCCUCCCCACCGAUAUGAACUCGACUGACAAUGCGAUUCUGGCGACGCGCGGCGAGCGCUGGCCGCUCAUGAUCGACCCGCAAGGCCAAGCCAACAAGUGGAUCAAGAAGACAUACCUCCCAGAGGCGACCAAGAUGACGAACGCCAACCUCCUCCGGUCGCUCGAGAGCUGCAUUCGCAAUGGCAAGUCGCUUUUGAUCGAAGACAUUGAAGAGACGCUCGAGCCGUCGCUCGAGCCGAUUCUGCAAAAGGCGAUCUUCAAGCAAGGCGGGCGGCUCCUCAUCCACCUUGGGGACAGCGACGUCGACUACGACCCGAGUUUUCGGCUCUGGAUCACAACCAAAUGUGCCAACCCACACUACCUUCCCGAGGUGUACAUCAAAGUGACCAUCAUCAACUUUACGGUCACGAUGACGGGGCUCGAGGACCAGCUGCUCGGCGACGCCGUCAAGCACGAGCGACCGGACAUUGAGGAGAAGAAGAACCGCCUCGUCGUGACGAUGGCCCAAGACAAGAAGCAGCUCAAGGACAUCGAAGACCGCAUCCUUCAAAAGCUCUCGGAAUCGUCCGGCAACGUUCUCGACGACGAAGGGCUUAUCGACACGCUUGCGUCCUCGAACGCGACGUCCAAGAUCAUCAAAGAGCGCGUGCAAGAGUCGGAGGCGACCGAGCUCGAGAUCAACCGGACGCGCGAAGAGUACCGCAGCGUGGCCACCCGCGGGUCGAUCUUGUACUUUGUCGUCGCGCAGCUCGCGACGAUCGACCCGAUGUACCAGUACUCGCUGCCGUUCUUCCAGCGGCUCUUCAACAUUUGCUUUGACGCGACGCCGCCCUCCGCCGUGCUCUCGACGCGCCUCGCGAUGCUCAUCGACUUUCAAACUACGUACAUCUACACCAACAUCUGCCGCGGCCUCUUUGAAGUGCACAAGGUCCUCUUCUCGGUGCUCAUUUGCUGCAAAAUCAUGCUCUACGACGGCCGCAUCGCCCCAAACGAGUGGUCGCUCUUCCUCCGCGGCGUCAGCGGCGCCAAGCACGGCGUCCCCAACCCGGCGCCGGAUACCAUCACCGACGCGCAGUGGGCCUUGCUGCAGGAGAUGGAAGUUGUUGUCGGCGCGCCGGCCGAAGGGCUCGUGGAGUCGCUCGUGAGCGAGUGGAGGCAGUGGCUCGCGUGGCUUCAGUCGAGCGACAACGUGCCCAGCCCAAUGCGAUCUCCCCGCGGGAUCGGCGCGCGGCUUUCGUCGUUCCAGAACGUGCUGCUGAUGAAGGGCCUCGCGCAGGAAAAGGUCCAGCGCUGCUUGCUAAACAUGCUCACGCUCGAAAUGGCGAGUGGGUUUGGCCAGCUCGGAACCGUCUCGAUGGAGGAGAUCUACAAGGACACGGACAAGAAGACGCCCUGCAUCUUCGUCCUCAGCGCCGGCGCCGACCCAACCGGCAUGCUCUUGCGGUUCGCCAAGGACCGGCAAUUCAGCGACCGCCUCCACUUGAUUUCGCUCGGCCAAGGCCAAGGGCCCCGCGCCGAAGCCCUCAUCGAGACGAGCAAGUCGAUUGGCGACUGGGUGCUCUUGCAAAACUGCCACUUGGCCAAAUCGUGGAUGCCGUCGCUCGAGAAGAAGGUCGAUGACCUGGCGUGCGAUCCCAGCGUGCAAGACACGUUCCGGCUCUUCCUCACGUCGUUUCCGGCCGCGUACUUUCCCGUGACGGUGCUGCAGAACGGCAUCAAGCUCACCAACGAGCCGCCGAAGGGCAUUCGCGCCAACCUCAUUCGGUCGUUUGCGAUGCUCCAGAGCGCCGACCCGCGCUUCUUUGAGACGUUCGAGGGCACGGGCUCGUUUGAGGAAGGCGGCGCAACUUGGACCAAGAGCCAAGUGUGGAAGAAGCUGCUCGCGAGUCUCGUCUUCUUCCACGCAAUCAUCCAAGAGCGCCGCAAGUUUGGCGCGCUCGGCUGGAACAUCAAGUACGAGUUUAACGACACGGACCUCGAGACGUCGUACGAAUGCCUCAAGAAGUUCCUCCUCGAGCAGCCGACCAUUCCGUGGGACGCCUUGCGCUACGUCACGGGUCAAAUCAACUACGGCGGCCGCGUCACCGACGACUGGGACCGGCGCUGCUUGACGAGUAUUCUCAAUGGCUUUUACACGCCGGGUGUGCUCCAGGACAGCUACCGGUUCUCCGCCUCCGGAACCUACUACGCGCCAUCGACGCCCGAGCUCGCGAGCAUCGUCUCGUACUUUGAGAACCUCCCGGCGCACGCGAGCCCCGAGAUCUUUGGCAUGCACGAGAACGCCAACGUCACCUUUGAGCGCAACGAGUCGGCGCAGAUGAUCAACAUCAUCCUGAGCUUAGAGCCGCGCGACGGCGGCGGUGGCGGUGGCGUCAGCAACGACGACAGUGUCUUGGAACUCGCAGCGUCGAUCCAAGCGAGUCUUCCCGGCAACCUCCGCCUCGACGAAGCCGGCCCGUCGACGUUCAAGACGCGCACCGUGCUGGGCACGGUCGUCAUGGACUCGCUCGCGACUGUGCUCUCGCAGGAGCUCGUCAAGUUCAACAAACUGCUUGUGAAAAUGCGCGCGUCGCUCGCCGACAUUCAACGCGCCAUCCAAGGGCUCAUCGUCAUGUCGUCCGACCUCGACAACAUGUACACGUCCUUUUUGAACGGCAAAGUGCCCGGGAUCUGGGAGGUCGUGAGUUUUGCGUCGCUCAAGAGCCUCGGGCCGUGGGUCCAGGAUCUGCUCGGACGUGUCGCCUUCUUCCGCACCUGGCUCGUGAACGGCGAGCCCGUGGUCUUUCCGCUGCCGGCCUUCUUCUUUCCUCAAGGGUUUAUGACGGGGACGCUCCAGAACUUUGCUCGAAAAUACCAGACUGCCAUCGACUGUCUCGGCUUUACCUUUUCCGUCAUGGACGUCCCAGCCUCCGCCAUCUCCGAAUCGCCUGCUGACGGCAUCUACGUCGACGGUCUCUGGCUCGAGGGGGCGCGGUGGAAUGCCAAGAAGCGCUGCUUGGAAGAAGCGCGACCUGGCGAAAUGUUCAGCCCGAUGGCGAUGGUGCACUUUCUACCUGCCGCCAACAUCCUCCGGAAGAAGGAAGAGUACCCGUGUCCGGUGUACAAGACGUCGGUGCGCCAGGGCACGCUCUCGACCACGGGCAUGUCGACCAACUUUGUCGUCGCCGUGUACCUCCCGACGCGCCAGAACCCCGACCACUGGGUCCUCAACGGCGCGGCGUUCCUCCUCAAUCUCAACUAG